AUGGCUUCAUCGCAUAUGCGCCGCUCUCUGCGGCUAAUAGAGUCUACAAACUUUACAAAAGUUCCAUCUAGACUGCACUCCCGAUCCACCAGCCAGCACAUCCUCGCCCUUACCAGAUCAAUCACCACCACCUCUUCCUACAAAUCCAUCACCACCAACAACAGCAACAACCCAGCAACCCGGACAGCCCCCAAACCUCCUAUUGCCUCUACACCAACCCUGCCAGCAAAACCAUCCACCACCUCCACCGCACCCGCACCCACAACAGACGACCGCACCGCCCGCAUCCUCGCCCCAACACCCACCCACCAAACCACAACCAACAUCUCCAAAACCGGUUUCGCCGACGCCCCUCUCUCGCCGGACUCACCCCCCGAAGAAAAAAUCGACUGGACGCGCUCCUUCCACGGGCUCUCCGCCGCGCCGUUCCCCAAGGAAGUAGCCGAUAUCCUCCUCGCGGAAGUCGACCCCGAAGAAGUCGAGAUCAAGCCCGAUGGCAUCCUGUACCUCCCCGAGAUCAAGUACCGGCGGAUCUUGAACCGGGCAUUUGGGCCGGGGGGUUGGGGCCUUGUGCCGCGGAGUGAGAGUAUUGUUACGCCGCGCACGGUGACGAGGGAGUAUGCUUUGGUUUGUAAUGGGCGGUUAGUGUCUGUCGCGCGGGGCGAGCAGGAUUACUUCACGCCGGAUGGGAUCCCGACUGCAACAGAAGGGUGUCGGUCUAAUGCGCUGGUGCGCUGCUGCAAGGAUCUGGGGAUUGCGAGCGAGCUGUGGGAUCCGCGGUGGAUUCGCAAGUUCAAGGCGCAGUAUACGCGGGAGGUGUUUGUCGAGCAUGUUGUUAACAAGAAGCGGACGAAGAUCUGGGUGCGCAAGGAUGAUCAGGUGUCGUAUCCGUGGAAGGAGACCGGGACUAAGUAG
Aspergillus fischeri NRRL 181 is the source of this 915-nucleotide messenger RNA. RefSeq names its product putative mitochondrial genome maintenance protein Mgm101. Gene Ontology annotation, biological process: interstrand cross-link repair; recombinational repair. Gene Ontology annotation, cellular component: mitochondrial nucleoid; mitochondrial chromosome. Bases 1 to 915 code for a protein of 304 amino acids. The record is from RefSeq and is a predicted model, not a curated record. The transcript has 2 exons. NCBI's taxonomy places the organism in Eukaryota, Fungi, Ascomycota, Eurotiomycetes, Eurotiales, Aspergillaceae. Gene Ontology annotation, molecular function: single-stranded DNA binding.